Molecule: messenger RNA, 2244 nt
Organism: Alternaria infectoria
Lineage: Eukaryota; Fungi; Ascomycota; Dothideomycetes; Pleosporales; Pleosporaceae
Exons: 2
Coding region: 1-2244 (747 amino acids)
Biological process (GO): carbohydrate metabolic process
Source: RefSeq, a predicted model, not a curated record
AUGGACGCGCAUAGUUCUUCCGCUGGGUCCGCCACCGCAGGCGACGACUUGAAGCUCAAGAACCGCCUGAAUGAGAGCCGCAGCCCCUAUGUUCGGGGCCACAUGAACAACCCGGUCGCAUGGCAGAUGUGGGGACCAGAGGCAAUUGAGCUGGCGAAGAAGUCGAACAGGCUGAUCUUCAUCAGCAUAGGCUAUGCUGCAUGUCAUUGGUGUCACGUCAUGGAGCGCGAGUCGUUCGAGAAUGAAGAGGUCGCGAAGCUGCUGAACGAGAACUUCAUACCCAUAAAGAUCGAUCGCGAAGAGCGCCCGGAUGUUGAUCGCAUAUACAUGAACUAUGUUCAGGCAACAACAGGCUCAGGAGGGUGGCCGCUGAACGCCUUCAUCACACCAGAUCUGGAACCGAUAUUCGGCGGGACGUAUUGGCCCGGUCCAGGGUCCACGAUGGCGAUGGGAGAGCACGUUGGCUUUGUUGGCAUACUCAAGAAGAUUCGCGAUGUGUGGAGGGAUCAGCGACAGAGGUGUCUGGACUCGGCGAAGGAAAUCACAGCGCAACUGCGAGACUUUGCGGAGGACGGCAACAUCAGCAGGAAAGAUGGCGCAGCUCACGAAGGUCUUGACCUAGAUCUUCUGGAUGAAGCAUUUGAGCAUUUCAAGAAGCGAUACGAUGCGAAGCACGCAGGCUUUGGCAGCGCACCCAAGUUCCCCACGCCUUCGAACCUCCAAUUCCUCCUCAAGCUAUCAGAAUAUCCGAACGCGGUCAGGGAAGUGCUUGGAGCAAAGGACUGCACACAUGCGAAAGACAUGGUACUGGCGACACUAGACGCGAUGAACAAGGGCGGCAUACACGAUCAAAUCGGAAAUGGCUUUGCGCGAUACUCUGUCACGAAGGAUUGGAGCCUACCGCAUUUUGAGAAGAUGUUGUACGAUCAGACGCAACUCCUACCCGUAUACCUCGACGCAUAUCUCAUGACCAAGAGUUCUGAACAUCUGUCCGCGGUCCACGAUAUCGCGACGUAUCUUACCAGCCCGCCGAUGCACGCUGAGAGUGGAGGCUUCUUCUCGUCAGAGGACGCUGACUCAUUAUACCGGCCAAACGACAAGGAGAGGCGGGAGGGUGCCUUCUACGUAUGGACACUGAAGGAGUUCCAAGAUAUACUAGGCGACCGAGACGCAGAGAUUCUUGCGAGAUACUACAAUGUCAAGGAUGAGGGCAAUGUCGAGCCCGAACACGAUGCGCAUGACGAGCUGAUCAACCAGAACGUACUAGCUAUCACCGCAACACCAGCAGACCUGUCAAAACAGUUUGGUCUGUCGGAGGACGAAGUCAGCAAGAUACUGACAGAAGGCCGGCAAAAGCUCCUCGAGCACCGCAACAAAGAGCGACCACGGCCAGGGCUAGAUGACAAGAUCGUAGUAUCCUGGAACGGUCUCGCCAUCGGUGCCCUCGCACGAACAUCCGCCGCCCUCUCAUCACAAGAUCCCACACGCUCAAAACAGUACCUAGCCGCCGCCGAAAAAGCCGCCUCUUUCCUACAAAAAGAGCUCUACAACCCCUCCACCAAAACCCUCAUCCGCGUCUACCGCGAAGGCCGCGGCGACGCCCCCGGCUUCGCCGACGACUACGCCUACCUGAUCUCUGGCCUCAUCUCCCUCUACGAAGCCACCUUCAACGACAGCUACCUCCAAUGGGCUGACGACCUCCAACAAACGCAACUCAAAAUGUUCUGGGACAAACAACACCUCGGUUUCUUCUCCACACCUGAAAACCAGCAAGACCUCAUCAUGCGGCUGAAAGAUGGCAUGGAUAACGCUGAACCAGGCACGAAUGGCGUGUCAGCGCAGAAUCUAGACCGUCUGGGUGCGUUGCUGGAAGACGAGGAGUAUACCAAGAAAGCACGGGAUACGGCGUCUGCUUUCGAAGCGGAGAUUAUGCAACACCCCUUCCUUUUCCCGAGCAUGAUGGAUGCAGUCGUUGUUGGUAAACUUGGCAUCAGACAUAGUGUUAUCACGGGUGAAGGUCAAAGGGUGGAUGAGUGGCUGCAGAGGUAUCGGGAGCGGCCGGCUGGUCUUGGUACUGUUAGUAGAGUGGGAAAGGGCAUGGGUGAGUGGUUGAGUCAGCGGAACGCGCUUGUUAAGAGCAUGGAUAAGGCGAGUGAGGGUGUCAUGGUAUGUGAGGGUGGCGCGUGUAGAGAUGCGCUGAGUAUGGAUAUGGGGAGUGUGGGAGAUGCAGUGCCGAAGGUGUAG